AUGAAGUCUAUCCUUCCUGUUAUUCUUGCUGUUAUUGGCUUCGCGGCUCACGGCUACGCCGUCUCUUGCCAGAACCAAGGCGGAUCCUGCCACGAUGGAGACCGUGACUGCCCCGCCGGUACUGAGAGCGUCUUCUGGGACACCGGCUGUGCGAGCGCAUUCUGGCCGUGGGAGGAAGAUGACAAGUGCUGUGUUUAG
Molecule: messenger RNA, 198 nt
Organism: Aspergillus nidulans FGSC A4
Lineage: Eukaryota; Fungi; Ascomycota; Eurotiomycetes; Eurotiales; Aspergillaceae
Exons: 3
Coding region: 1-198 (65 amino acids)
Source: RefSeq, a predicted model, not a curated record